Bicyclus anynana (squinting bush brown) is the source of this 1189-nucleotide messenger RNA. Its product is annotated as rhodopsin. The record is from RefSeq and is a predicted model, not a curated record. Gene Ontology annotation, biological process: G protein-coupled receptor signaling pathway. NCBI's taxonomy places the organism in Eukaryota, Metazoa, Arthropoda, Insecta, Lepidoptera, Nymphalidae. Bases 89 to 1030 code for a protein of 313 amino acids. Gene Ontology annotation, molecular function: G protein-coupled receptor activity. Gene Ontology annotation, cellular component: membrane. The transcript is spliced from 7 exons.
ACACAAUUCAUUUAACGUGUUCAGAAUAGAUGCACCACCGCAUUAGAUCGAUACGCAAUCAAUAAACGGACACAAUUUAGAAUUUAUAAUGGCAACUCAAUCUUGUUUUUGGAGUGAUAUAUUUGACGAACAAUCAAGAGCUAAUUUAAAUACAGGCUUUGUCGUAACAGGGGCCGUUUCUACAUUGUUGGGAUCCUGGUUAAAUUUGGCCUUGUUACUGACGAAUCUACGGAAGGAUUUGUGCUACCGUAAUUUUGCCUUUUUCGCUUUCAUCGCAUGUGUCAGACGCGCCGUAUCUUUAUUGACCCAUCUUCCCCUUCUUAAUUACGCUGAAAUUUCCGGUGAAAAUAUGUCUUGUAAUUUUUAUGGGUUUUGGGAGACAUUUUUUGGCGUGUUAGAAGUCGAAUGUCUUACUCAUGUUUGCAUUGAGAGAUAUGUUGUUGCUAAGUAUAAUACGAGAGGAUGGCCAAUACAAAAGAACCAUUAUAUACUGUAUCCAUGUUUAUGUGUGCUUUUCGCGCUCGCAUAUUCCUGUCCUCCUCUUUUUGGAAUUGGCAAAUACGGGUUGGACUUUUCGUGCCAGUCAUGUAUCUUGGACAUGGUUUUACCGAUGACAUGGCAUAGAUACGUUGUUGUUGCUAUAUUUCUACUUCGAAGCGUUAAAUCUACAGGAUUCAUGCUUACUAUGUUGAUAUGGGCUAGAAAUUUAGAAGCGAAAUAUAAUGAUUCAACUGAACUAAUGAAGGAGAUGCGCUUUACUGAAAGUGUGAUAGUUGUAACUAUCGUAAAUUUGAUUUGCUGGAUGCCCAUUGCUGUCCUGCGAGGGUGGGUGGUACUGUCCUAUUUGCUCUCCGAUAAUGUGCAUAUCAAACCAUCUGCAUGUGUUAUGCAAUGGGCUAUAUGGAUUCAUUGGAUCUCGCCUGCAAUAACUGCGAUGGCAAUGUUUGUAGUCGAUGACAGAGCACACAAGAAAAUGCUAAACGUCUGCAAUGAUGAAGAAGUGAAUGAAGAAAACAAAAAGAAAGAAUGAAUAAUCCCUCCGUCUUUGAAACUCCGAGCUCAGCACAGCUUUUAAUAUAAUUAUUGCACAGUAACCGGCAAAUUUUAUCACGAAGUUAAUCUGUGUUUAUUAUUUAACUUUUUCUGAGUAAUCUCUAAAUGCAGCAAUGAAGUCUCUAAAUUAUCCCAA